CACAAUUUCAAGCGGCAGGGCAAUAUCUUUGAGCUCGCUACGCAACUUGGUAUCAGUGGACAAUUUGAUCUCGUUGAGAAUGCCAUUAGCCAUCCAUUUCUCACAUCACCAGCAGAAGAUGUUUUGAUUGCACCAUAUAGGGGAUUCAAGGCAAACCGAUACCUAGCUCUCCACAAAGCAAUUGGCUGGUCACUGCCAGCCACCCAACCACUUAUUUCUCUACUGAGAAUCUCCUCUUUCCAUCUCACAGGUGCACUUAUAGUAACAACAGUCAUCGAGUGCUCAGAGUGUUACUGUGAUGUUACUGAGAUUGCUGAUCCAAAGGCAGGGAUGAGGCUUGACACCCCUACUCCUUUUCACACCAUAAUGAUGCCCAUGUCUUGGUCCCCAGUAAAUGAUGUGUGCUCAGAAUUACUGGAAGAUAUCCGAAAAAUUAGACUCAACUUCUCUAUUCUUGUUGGAUGGGUGGAUGAGGUGGACCAGUCAAAGGUCCUGGAGGAUGUGGUGACUGAGGAAGCUGCCAUCAAUUUUUUCAUGGAUAUGUUUGGUGUCACCAACUUGAGUAAUCUUGUUGGGGAGAUAACAUUCUUUCAUGAACUGUCUUCAACCAUGAAUGCAGAAAUAUGUGGUAGGUCCUUCAUACAGAUGAAAAAGGACAGAAAAGUAGUUGAGACAGUGCAACAGCAUCGGAUUGAGGCAUUAGUCAAGUUCUUGAUGCACAUUGGGGACCCAGCAGUACUCUGUGAUGACCCAAAACCUAUUGACAUUACCUGGACAAAGUUGCGAGAGGAAGCAAUGAAAUCAAGAAUGAGGCCCUUUGCUGCAGAGUUCCUUCAAGUAAUUGCUACUGUCUAUGAAAACUGGAAACCUGGUUCCCACCAUCAAGACACCAAGUUCAACAAACAGAAGCUUCUGUCUGAUAUACAAGAAAUCAAGAAACUCCAAGAAGUGCUCACUGAGAUUGAUGAUGACAAAAGGCAGGCACUGGCAGAAGAUAUUACAGGAAGGAUCUUACUAGUAUGUUGGCAUGGGAUGUCCUUGGAGAUUGCAAGAGUAUUAGAAAAAGUUGCUGAUUACUUCAGCAUGAGUGAUGAAGUAAUAACCUCACCCCUAGGAGAGUCUCGAGUGAAUGAUGUUCAGAAGAUUGGAUGCAUUCUCUCACAAGCAGCCUCCUCUACAUUGGAUGAUGGCCUGGAUCCACUCCAGAGGAUGAUGCAUGAUGCAGCAGAUAGUGUUUCAAAAUAUCAGUUACUCCUCACUGCACUGACCAACCAAGCUGCCUUGAAUAAUGCAAGCACUGAGAGUAUGCCAAAUGGCAGAAGCUAUUGAUGUUAACUUAUGUUGUAUGUAAGAUCAGCUACAAGGUGUAGGAAUGAAUAUCCCUGACAG
Pisolithus orientalis is the source of this 1389-nucleotide messenger RNA. RefSeq lists its product as uncharacterized. The transcript has 12 exons. Gene Ontology annotation, biological process: protein import into peroxisome matrix. Gene Ontology annotation, cellular component: cytosol. Bases 331 to 1329 code for a protein of 332 amino acids. The record is from RefSeq and is a predicted model, not a curated record. Lineage: Eukaryota; Fungi; Basidiomycota; Agaricomycetes; Boletales; Pisolithaceae.